This is a messenger RNA of Chinchilla lanigera (long-tailed chinchilla), 1453 nucleotides long. Its product is annotated as actin-like. Lineage: Eukaryota; Metazoa; Chordata; Mammalia; Rodentia; Chinchillidae. The record is from RefSeq and is a predicted model, not a curated record.
CAGUCUUGGGCUUUCCUAUUGACACAAAGGGACCUGAUCACUCUUAAGAAAGCUCAGCCUGAGGAGCUUGCGUCCAGCCCGCGAGUGCACCCCUCGCUUCGCCGCCGCCGGUGCGCACCGCCAGCAGCUGGCCAUGGGUGACGACGCAGCUGCUCCCGUUGCAGACAAUGGCUGUGGCAUGUGCAAGGCUGGCUUCGCGGGAGAUGACGCCGGCUCCCCCCGCGCCGUCUUCCCCUCCAUCGUGGGGCUCCUGGGGCAUCAGGGCGUCGUGGUAGGCAUGGAUCAGAAGGACUCCUACGCUGGAGAUGAAGCUCAGAGCAAGAGAGGUAUCCCGUUUCUGAAGUACCCCAUUGAGCACGGCACCGUCACCAGCUGGGGCGACAUGGAGACGAUCUGGUACCACACCUUCUACAAUGAGUUGCGUGUGGCCCCCGAGGAGCACCCCGUGCUGCUGACCGAGGCUCCCCUGAACCCCAAGGCUAACCGUGAGGAGAUGACCCAGAUCGUGUUCGAGACCUUCAACACCCCAGCCAGGUAUGUGGCCAUCCAGGCUGUGCCGUCCCUGUACUCCUCUGGCUGUACCACUGGCAUCGUGAUGGGCUCCGGUGAUGGGGUCACCCACGCUGUGCCCAUCUACGCCGUCCUGCGUCUGGACCUGGCUCGCCCAGACCUGCCGGACUACCUCAUGAAGAUCCUGAUGGAGCGUGGCUACAGUUUUACCACCACGGCUGAGCGGGGAAUCGUGCGUGACAUCAAGAAAAAGCUGUGCUGCGUUGCCCCGGAGAUGGCCACCGCCCCAUCCUCCUCCUCCUUCCUGGAGAAGAGCUACCCGCUGCCGGAUGGCCAGGUGAUCAUCAUUAGCAACAAGCGUUUCCGCUGCUCAGAGGCUCUGAUCAUGGCCCUGGCACCCAGCACGAUGAAGAUCAAGAUCAUUGCUCCCCCUGAGCGCAAGUACUCCGUGUGGAUCGGCAGCUACAUCCUGGUCUCGCUCUCCAUCUUCCAGCAGACGUGGAUCAGCAAGCAGGAGUAGGAGGAGUCCAGCCCCUCCAUCGUGCACGGCAAAUGCUUCUAGGAGGACUGUUACUUCGCUGCGUUUCACCCCUUUUUGACAAAAACCUAACUUGCGAGCAGAAAACCAGAUGAGAUUGGCGUGGUUUUAUUUGUUUUUUCUUUUUUGUUUUGUUUUUUGUUUUGGUGCUUUUGACUAGGGAUUUAAAAACUGGAAACUUGAAGGGGACAACAGUCGGUUGGAGUGAGCAUCCCCGAAGUUCUACAAUGUGGCCACGGACUUUGAUUGUACACUGUUUUCUUUUUUUGUAAUCAUGCCAAAUAUCGUGAGAUGCAUUGUUACAGGAAGUCCCUCACCUUCCCAAAAGCUGCCCCGCUCCUCUGCACAGAGGAGGGAUCAGGCCUCCUGAGUCCAUGCAGGGGAGGUGACAGCACUGCUUUGGUG